Molecule: messenger RNA, 2408 nt
Organism: Papaver somniferum (opium poppy)
Lineage: Eukaryota; Viridiplantae; Streptophyta; Magnoliopsida; Ranunculales; Papaveraceae
Product: lysine-specific demethylase JMJ25-like
Exons: 11
Coding region: 44-2236 (730 amino acids)
Biological process (GO): regulation of transcription by RNA polymerase II
Cellular component (GO): chromatin; histone deacetylase complex
Molecular function (GO): chromatin DNA binding; histone H3K9 demethylase activity; transcription coregulator activity
Source: RefSeq, a predicted model, not a curated record
CGGCUUAACACACGAGGACAUUGCAAAGUCUUGCCCAGUGUGUAUGGACAUAUGCAACUGUAAAGCAUGCAUUCGUUUAUUCAAAAAAUCUUGGGCGGACGUAGAAAGAAAUAUUGGACCAGAAGAAGAAGCCGAGUUUUCAAAAUAUAUGUUGAAAUAUCUUCUGCCAAUCCUGAAGCAGAUCCAUUUUGAACAAGAAAAUGAGAAGGAAGUGGAGUCUGCUAUUCAGGGACUCUCAGAAGUGAAAAUCAAAGAUGCUAAAUGUCCUCAAGAUGAGCGUAUGUAUUGUGACAACUGCAAAACAUCAAUAGUUGACUUUCACAGAAAUUGCUCAAACUGCUCUUUUGAUCUGUGUAUCACAUGUUGUCGAGAGAUUCGUGAUGGUUCCUUACCAGGAGGUGAAGAGGUAUAUAAGGAGACGUUUGUCAACAGAGGGAAAGCAUACAUGCAUGCUGAAGAAUCUGCGCGUACGAAAGGUACAGCAAGGACGAGAGGGAAACUAACUGAAUGUGUCAAAUCAAGCGAUAUGAACCCUGAACCAGAUGAUAGCCUUGAAGGUCAUGUUAAGCUAAAAUCUGAGUGGAAAUUGAUGGAUAACAAUAGCAUUCGUUGUGCAUCUUGUGGUUCUGGUCAUAUGGUGCUCAAGCGUGUUCUUCCAGAGAAUUGGGUAUCAGAUUUAGAAGGAAGAGCUGAAAAAGUAGCAGUAGAAUUCAAUCUCUUCAAUGAUCCCGUCCCUCUUACACAGAAGUGCUCGUGUUACAACUCCGUUGGCAGUGCCAAAGCUGGCAACAAUAAUUUUCGAAAAGCCUCUUCACGAGAUGAUUGCGAGGACAACAAUCUUUAUUGUCCGCAGUCCAAAGAGAUCCAAAAUGGGGACCUGGAGCACUUCCAAAAACACUGGAUCCUAGGAGAGCCAGUCAUUGUUCGCAAUGUGUUGGAACUGAAGCCAUCUAACUUUAGUUGGGAGCCAGAAGUGAUGAGCAGAUCCUUGAGGGAGAAAACUAAUUCUAAGACGAUGAAAGGUUCAGGUCACUUAGAAGUGACGGCUGUCAAUUGUAUGGACUGGUGCGAGGUUGAGGUUAAAAUAGUGGAUUUUUUCAGAUGCUAUAUGGAAGGUCUUAUGCAUCAUAAUAUGUGGCCUAAGAUGCACAAAUUGAAGGAUUGGCCUCCAUCUGAUAUGUUUGAGGAGCGCUUGCCACGGCAUUUUGCUGAGUUUGUUAGUUCCUUGCCCCUCAAAGACUAUACGUGUCCUAAGUUUGGAUUUCUUAAUCUUGCCACGAAGCUACCACCCAAAUCCUUGAAACCAGAUAUGGGUCCAAAAACAUACAUUGCCUAUGGGCAUGCUCAAGAGCUUAUUCGAGGUGACUCUGUCACCAAGCUUCAUUGCGACAUGUCUGACGCGAUAAACGUGUUGGUUAAUAUACGCGAGGUGCCUGUGGAUGGUGCACAACUUAAAGAGAUAGAAAAAGCAAAAAAGAGGCACAUGGCCCAAGAUCAAAAGGAAAUGGAAGAGCUCUUGAAGGGUGGCAAUCAGCGCUUAUCUACAGAGAUAUCUGUUCUUAACAACAAUCUCAAGGGAAAAGAAUGCAAUGUUUUUGUACCUGAUAAUUGUUCAAGUAACAGUGCUGGUGCUCUUUGGGAUAUCUUUCGCAGAGAAGAUGUUCCAAAGCUACAAGAGUACCUAAGAAAGCAUUGCAGGGAAUUUCGGCACCUGUACUGUUCUCGAGUUGAGCAGGUCAGUCACCCGAUUCAUGACCAAAGAUUCUACUUAACUUUGGAGCAUAAGAAAAAGCUCAAGGAGGAAUACGGAAUUGAACCAUGGACUUUUGUGCAAGAACGUGGGGAGGCAGUUUUCAUCCCAACUGGCUGUCCUCACCAGGUCCGCAACUUAAAGUCCUGCACCAAAGUUGCAGUAGACUUCGUCUCCCCAGAGAAUGUUCAGGAAUGCAUGAGGUUGGCCGAGGAGUUUCGUUUGCUUCCCCAGGAUCAUAGUGCCAAGGAGGAUAAAUUGGAGGUGAAGAAAAUGACGUUGCAUGCUGUCAAAAAAGCUGUGGAUUUCGUGGAAAAGCUUUCCAAGUCACAAGAAAGCAACAACGGAAACACCAAACCGGUUUGCAGUAAAGACGAGCCUAGCAAAGGAGGAAAACACAAAACAAGAAAUGGCGGUAAAGGAAGAGGGGAAGGAGGAAAAGGCGCUAACAAUACUGGAGAAGGAAAAUCCCACAGGGGGAAUUAGUUUUGGAGGAAAGUGCAAAACAAUUACUCGUGAGAGUUAAAAGGGUUUCAUGACCUCAAACUGUAAUUGAGUAUUAUCAUUAUUGUGCAGUCUUUUUUGGCUAGUUUAGUGUUGUCAAGUGGAUUUAAGCGUUUUUCAGGUUUUAGCAAGUUUUGCUAUGGUCUAAUAACUA